Molecule: messenger RNA, 2477 nt
Organism: Rhodofomes roseus
Lineage: Eukaryota; Fungi; Basidiomycota; Agaricomycetes; Polyporales; Fomitopsidaceae
Product: ELMO/CED-12 family-domain-containing protein
Exons: 13
Coding region: 1-2313 (770 amino acids)
Biological process (GO): cell motility; actin filament organization
Cellular component (GO): plasma membrane
Source: RefSeq, a predicted model, not a curated record
AUGGCGACGAACGGAGAAGCUGCACCAAAGACGGCUGGCACGUCCUCACAAGCUGCCGCCCAAGGCAAUGGGACAACACCUCAAUCGAAGAGUGGUCUCGUUCCCACUAACAAUGUUACCAUCAAGGAUGGGAUGACCGUCCGGACACGCAUUGAGCCCACCCUUCCAGUGGACGAUGUCAUCCGCCAGCUCUGCGUCAGUCUUCAAAUACAGGAGAGGCCGACUAUGUUCGCUCUCAGAGAUGAGAACGGCGAGCUGGUGACGAAUGACAACAUGAGGAAGAAGAUUAAGGGGAAGGCGAACCUCAGGUUGGUCAAUGCUCCGGCCAUUGAAGCAGCUGAGAUCGUGGAGCGGCUCAUGUCGAAAGACGCGAAACUGGGACUGGCAUUGACGGCCUUGCGGAAGUAUAUCAAGGCAAAGCAAUUCGCGGACGAGUUUCUCAAGCGAGAUGGUUUGGGAGAACUGAUCUCGGUCAUCAACAGCACGCAUGGCAACCAGCUAGCAUAUGCCUUGACAGCGAUGCAAAACCUAUUGGAGCUGGACCACGGCUGGGACUCACUCGAUGACGCCUUCAUUCUCAAGAUUGUCCAAAUUCUCUCGUCAAAACAGUCCCUCAUCAAUGUCUGCCGACCAGCAACUGCCAUCCUCAAGAAGCUUGUCGAGGCUUCACCUGCAUGUGGCCCUACCGCCCAUCUCGCGAGUAGCAGCAGAGGGCCGCCUGUACCACCGCCAGGGUCGGUAUAUAGGUAUGGCUUCGAUGCCGUCUUCGAGCAGAUGCGCAAGGAGACGCGGUUGCUGGAGACAGUGGUGGACCGUCUGGGGAGCGCAGACACAACCAUGGCGCUGUACAGCAUGAUGCUUAUAAACUCCCUCCUGGCCAAUGCAACGGAUACGCACUGGGACGAGUUCACGUCAGCGCUCGAACGGCUGAACGUGCGCAAGGCCGUCAUCCGCCUCAUGUCGUCGCACACCAUCGAAGACCUCACCUCAUGCAUCCUUGACUUCCAAGCCAACAUGAUGCGCGUGACGUACAGGAUGAAGUCGACGCUGGUCGAGCCGGACCUCGAGGACUCACACGCCGCCGCCCUGAAAUACAUAUGGACCAGCAGCAAGGUCGAUGAGGAGGUCAUCAACGUCGACAUUUACAAGUGGCGGAAGAUUGGGCUGGACAGUGAGGAUAUCACGCAGGAGUUCCGGGAGGUAGGCGUACUCGGAUUGCAAUGCCUGAGACACUUCGUCGCCAAGGAUCCCGACUACUGGACCAAGGUCGUGCAAGAACAGCUCAGUAGACCAGAGGAGCGAAGAUGCCCGAUCGCUAAAGCCUCACAUGAGGUGACCGAUCUGCUCUCGGAACACUGGGCGAUCUACGCCCCAGGAUACUCGACGUCGACGACCUUCCAGCCGUUCUUCCUGAACUUCUACAGGGUCCAUGCGCUAGCUACGCAAUUCUUCCUCCGCAUGUGGAACGAGAGCGGCGCCUCGAGGGGCGACUUCCCGAGGCUCGUCGCGCUCACGCGUAGCCAAGUGAAGGUGGCGCUCCGACGGGAGAAUGAGCGACCGUGGCACGAAGUCGAGCAGGACUUCCUCGAGAGCGAGUACCGCGCUGUGCGCGACCGGCAAAUGCAGGAGCUCGAGAUGGAGGACGACAUCAUGGCGAAGGUGCCCAUGCGUAACCUCCGGGCGAAGCUGUACAAGGAGUCCGCAGAGUUUGUUAGACAGCAACGGAUGCACUGUCUCCUCGAGGGCGCGUGGUUCAUGAAUGCCAUGCCCGUGAUGUCUGGCAUCUCGCGGGAGACGAUCCGGCGUCCCACGCUGCCCUGGCGGUUCAUGCGGCUCGACAACGGCCUCAAGUACCUGCACUACGUCGACAGCCAGGUGAAGUUCUAUGUGCGCAAGGGGUUCGAGGACCUGCCGGACCGGAUCGACCUCUCGAUGGUGUCCGAGAUCGCGACGGGGACGUGCGUGCCGUACGGGAACCAGCUGCGCGACGUCGACAUGGCCGCGAUGCCCACGUCGCCGCUCGCCGCCUCGCCGCUCUCGUUCUCGCUCCUCAGCGCGGGCAGCACGUCCCUCGCGGACCAGAUCGCGACGGACCUGGACCGGUGGGCGGACUGGACGGACGGCCUGAAUAUGCUCCGCAAGGACGGCGCGCAUGUCGCGUCGCGCGAGACGGAGAGCUUCAUCCAGGCGUUGACGGAGAUUGGGCUGAAGAUCAAGCUGCUCGAUUUGACGGGCGAGAAGGUGGAUAUACCGAGCGGCCUUGUGAUGGGGAACCCGCCGACGAACUGCGAUUUCUUUUUCUCUGACCUAUGAUACUCAAGGAUGAAGCGCUAAUGACUUACCCCUGUUGGUUGUUCGACAUGCCCGACACCUACGCUGAGCGGAUGCAGCUCGAGGUGCUGCUGCCGCGUCGUUGAUCUGGCUCGUUUGUAUAUUUUAUUGUAGCAUCUACGUGUCAAUUAUUGAAUUCGGUUGUC